UUGAGUCUUGUUUUCUUCUGUCACAGGCUUCCAGGCAGGAUGAUGUUUGCCUCGCUCCUCACGCUAUGCAUGAGUGCAGUGUUUGCUGCUCCAAGCUUAGACCAGCAGUUAGAUGACCACUGGCACCUCUGGAAGAGCUGGCAUGAAAAAAACUACCACGAGAAAGAAGAGGGCUGGAGGAGAAUGGUGUGGGAGAAGAACUUCAGAAAAAUCGAGUUGCAUAACCUUGAGCACUCCGUGGGCAAACACACCUUCCGACUGGGCAUGAACCAAUUUGGUGACAUGACAAAUGAUGAGUUCAAACAGGCGAUGAAUGGUUACAGUCAUGACCCCAACCGGAAGUCAAAGGGCUCAUUGUUUAUGGAACCCAGCUUUUUUGAAGCCCCCCAACAAGUUGACUGGAGAGAGAAGGGUUAUGUUACCCGUGUUAAAGACCAAAAACGGUGUGGAUCUUGCUGGGCUUUCAGCUCAACGGGUGCCUUGGAGGGUCAGCUGUUCCGUAAAACGAGAAAGCUGGUUUCUUUGAGUGAGCAAAACUUGGUGGACUGUUCUAGGCCGGAGGGCAAUCACGGCUGUGAUGGAGGCCUCAUGGACCAGGCCUUCCAGUAUGUUCAGGACAACAAUGGGCUGGAUUCUGAAGAGUACUACCCCUACCUUGCAACAGAUGAUCAGCCAUGCCGCUACGACCCCAGUUAUAAUGCUGCUAAUGACACUGGUUUUGUGGACAUUCCCAGUGGUAAAGAGCAUGCUUUGAUGAAGGCUGUUGCUGCUGUGGGUCCUAUAGCUGUUGCUAUUGAUGCUGCACAUGAAUCCUUCCAGUUCUACCAGUCUGGCAUCUAUUAUGAGAAGGAGUGCAGCAGUGAAGAACUUGACCAUGGAGUCUUGGUGGUUGGUUAUGGUUAUGAGGGUGCUGAUGUUGCUGGGAAGAGCUACUGGAUUGUAAAGAACAGCUGGACUGAGAAAUGGGGUAACAAAGGCUACAUCUACAUGGCUAAAGACCGAAAUAACCAUUGUGGCAUUGCGACAGCCGGCAGCUAUCCUCUAGUAUAAGGCCACUGGGCUGUUCUCUGCAUUCUGGAAAUGCCAGUUUAUUGGCCUUUGUGGUUUCUUUUAAUUUAAACUUUUUUUAUUUUUUUUAUUCUACCAUU
Messenger RNA from Rhinichthys klamathensis goyatoka, 1148 nucleotides. It is a transcript of the gene ctsll, whose product is annotated as cathepsin L, like. The coding region runs from base 40 to 1050 and encodes 336 amino acids. The transcript is spliced from 7 exons. Gene Ontology annotation, cellular component: lysosome. Gene Ontology annotation, biological process: immune response. The record is from RefSeq and is a predicted model, not a curated record. Gene Ontology annotation, molecular function: cysteine-type endopeptidase activity. NCBI's taxonomy places the organism in Eukaryota, Metazoa, Chordata, Actinopteri, Cypriniformes, Leuciscidae.